This is a messenger RNA of Pangasianodon hypophthalmus (striped catfish), 6500 nucleotides long. It is a transcript of the gene cadpsa, whose product is annotated as Ca2+-dependent activator protein for secretion a. Gene Ontology annotation, biological process: synaptic vesicle exocytosis; positive regulation of exocytosis; dense core granule exocytosis. The coding region runs from base 408 to 4427 and encodes 1339 amino acids. The record is from RefSeq and is a predicted model, not a curated record. The transcript is spliced from 30 exons. NCBI's taxonomy places the organism in Eukaryota, Metazoa, Chordata, Actinopteri, Siluriformes, Pangasiidae. Gene Ontology annotation, cellular component: glutamatergic synapse.
UUCCAAUCGCCAAAGAGCAGCUGGAAAAGCAGAGAGAGAGAGAGAGAGAGAAAGAGAGAGAGGGGGGAGAACGGAGAAGAAAGUCCAUUUAAGAAAAAGAAUCACUUCAGAAAGCUUGGCAUUGUUUGCAACACGGUAAUUAGAUUGCAAAAGCAAGCACGGAGGAAAAGAAAAGAAAAGAAAAGAAAAAGCAACAGUUACCCGGAGCGACUCUUCAGGCUGUCGGGAAGCAGGUUCUUUCCAGAAGAACGGAAAUUUCAUGCAGUGAAGUUUGAAGCUUUGAUGGCACAUCAAGUCGUCGCACUUUUCCGUCCGCGCCGGCGCAUCUCCGCGGCUCUUCUGUGACUCAACGGCGCGUAUUUUCUCCCCUUCCACCUUCUUAAAUUUACCUUUAACUUCGAGCCACCAUGCUGGACCCGUCCUCGAGCGAGGAGGAAGAUGAGGUGGUGGAGGAAGAGCGCAAAGCGGCGGCGGUGGCGGCUCCAAAGGCCCCCGGGAGCGCGCGGGUCUCAUCGAGCCGCUCCGGCCAGAGCGCGAGCGGCUUACAGCCCAGCCGCGGUGGCCACGCGCGGCCCUCCAGCCCCGGACCCGCGGCCACCGGCGACAAGGAGAAGGACGACGUGGAGAAGAUGCAGAGGGAGGAAGAGGAAAGAAAGAAGAGGCUGCAGCUCUACGUGUUCGUCAUGCGCUGCAUCGCGUACCCGUUCAACGCCAAGCAGCCCACAGACAUGGCGAGGCGGCAGCAGAAGAUCAGCAAACAGCAGCUUCAGGUAGUAAAGGAUCGCUUCCAGGCCUUCCUGAAUGGAGAGACACAGAUUGUGGCAGAUGAGGCAUUCAUCAAUGCUGUCCAGAGCUAUUACGAGGUGUUUCUGAAGAGUGACCGCGUUUCCCGCAUGGUCCAGAGUGGCGGCUGCUCGGCUAAUGAUUCACGCGAGGUCUUUAAGAAACACAUCGAGAAGCGUGUGCGAAGCUUACCCGAGAUCGAUGGCCUGAGCAAGGAGACGGUGCUUAGCUCCUGGAUGGCUAAGUUCGACACUAUCUACCGUGGCGAAGAGGAUCCCCGGAAGCACCAGCAGCGCAUCACGGCCAGCGCUGCCUCCGAGCUCAUCCUCAGCAAGGACCAGCUGUAUGAAAUGUUCCAACAGAUCCUUGGCAUCAAGAAAUUUGAGCAUCAGCUGCUCUACAAUGCCUGCCAGCUGGACAACCCAGAUGAGCAGGCUGCGCAGAUCAGACGAGAACUCGACGGGCGCCUUCAGAUGGCUGAUCAGAUAGCGAAAGCUGGUAAGUUCCCCAAAUUCGUGUCGAAGGACAUGGAGGCGCUGUACAUCGAGGAGCUGAAGUCGUCAGUGAACCUGCUCAUGGCCAAUCUGGAGAGCAUGCCUGUGUCUAAAGGAGGAGAGUUCAAGCUGCAGAAACUGAAGAGAGGCCACAACACGUCUAUCAUCGACAUGGGCCAGGAGGACGAGAACCAGCUCUCCAAGUCUGACGUGGUUCUUUCCUUUACGCUAGAGGUUGUGAUCAUGGAAGUUCAGGGUUUGAAGUCACUCGCUCCCAACCGCAUCGUCUACUGCACCAUGGAGGUAGAAGGAGGCCAGAAACUCCAGACUGACCAAGCCGAAGCCUCCAAACCCACUUGGGGAACUCAAGGAGAUUUCACCACCACACACCCGCUCCCUGCUGUCAAGGUGAAACUGUUCACUGAGAGUACCGGAGUGUUGGCACUGGAAGAUAAAGAGCUGGGACGGGUUGUUUUACAUCCGACUCCCAACAGCCCCAAGCAGUCCGAGUUACACAAGAUGACGGUGUCUAAAGGCUGCGCGGACAGCGACCUGAAGAUUAAACUUGCUGUACGCAUGGACAAACCUCAGAACAUGAAACACUGUGGAUACCUUUGGGCCAUCGGAAAAAACGUGUGGAAGAGGUGGAAGAAGAGGUUCUUUGUCUUGGUGCAGGUCAGUCAGUACACCUUCGCCAUGUGCAGCUACAGAGAGAAGAAGGCAGAACCUGUGGAGCUUCUCCAACUGGAUGGAUACACUGUGGACUACACCGACCCUCAGCCAGGUUUGGAUGGAGGCAGGGCUUUCUUUAACGCUGUGAAAGAAGGCGACACUGUGAUCUUUGCCAGCGAUGACGAGCAGGACCGGAUCCUGUGGGUUCAGGCCAUGUACAGAGCCACGGGCCAGUCGCACAAACCCAUCCCUCCUACACAGGUCCAAAAACUCAACGCUAAAGGAGGAACAGCACCGCAGCUGGACGCACCAAUCUCACAGUUCUACGCAGACCGUGCGCAGAAACAUGGCAUGGACGAGUUCAUCUCAGCGAAUCCCUGUAACUUUGAUCACGCCUCACUGUUCGAGAUGGUGCAGCGCCUCACGUUGGACCACAGACUAAACGACUCGUACUCCUGCCUGGGUUGGUUUAGUCCUGGUCAGGUGUUUGUGCUGGACGAGUACUGUGCCAGAAACGGUGUACGGGGUUGUCACAGACACCUGUGUUACCUGAGCGACUUGUUAGAGAGAGCUGAGAACGGAGCGAUGAUCGACCCCACGCUGCUUCACUACAGCUUUGCGUUUUGUGCUUCACACGUGCACGGCAACAGGCCUGAUGGAAUCGGCACCGUCACGGUGGAGGAACGCGGACGCUUCGAGGAGAUUAAAGAACGACUGCGAGUGUUGCUCGAAAACCAGAUCACACAUUUCAGGUACUGUUUUCCAUUUGGACGGCCAGAGGGAGCUCUGAAGGCUACACUCUCUCUGCUGGAGAGGGUGUUGAUGAAGGACAUCGUAACUCCAGUGCCCCAGGAGGAGGUGAAGGCCGUGAUCAGGAAAUGUCUGGAACAGGCGGCGUUGGUCAACUACCAGCGUUUGUCUGAGUAUGCCAAAGUGGAAGGGAAAAAGAGAGAAAUGUAUGAGCAUCCUGUCUACUGCUUGGCGUCACAAGUGAUGGAUUUAACCAUUCUUGAGAAAUCUCAGAAGGAUCAGAAGGAUCCAGAGAAUGUAGGCCGCUUAGUUACGCCUGCCAAAAAGCUGGAGGACACUCUCCGCCUGGCCGAGCUGGUCAUCGAGGUGCUGCAGCAGAAUGAGGAGCAUCACGCAGAGGCGUUUGCAUGGUGGUCUGACCUCAUGGUGGAACAUGCAGAGACGUUUCUGUCCCUCUACGCUGUGGACAUGGACGCAGCGCUGGAAGUCCAACCUCCAGACAGCUGGGACAGUUUUCCUCUCUUCCAGCUGCUCAAUGAUUAUCUGCGGCUCGACUAUAACCUGUGUAACGGGAAAUUCCACAAGCACCUGCAAGAUCUCUACGCGCCUCUAGUGGUGAGAUAUGUGGACCUGAUGGAGUCCUCCAUCGCCCAGUCUAUACACCGGGGCUUCGAGCGUGAGUCCUGGGAGCCUGUAAAGAGUUUAACAAGUAAUCUGCCCAAUGUCAGCCUUCCAAUUGUGAACCUCCAAAUGCCCAAAGUUCCAAAUCUACCGGUGUCAGUUAAUCUGCCACCAGUGCAAAUACCUCUCUUUUCCACCCCCAGCUGGAUGACGGCCAUAUCGGACGCAGAUAACGGUUCGGGGACGUCAGAGGAUCUGUUCUGGAAGCUGGACGCUCUGCAGACGUUCAUCAGAGACCUGCACUGGCCCGAGGAGGAGUUCGCUAAACACCUGGAGACGAGACUUAAACUCAUGUCCAGCGACAUGAUCGAGUCGUGCGUGAAAAGGACAAGAGUGGCGUUUGAAGUGAAGCUGCAGAAGAGCAGUCGGACCACAGACUUCCGCGUCCCUCAGUCCAUCUGCACCAUGUUUAACGUCAUGGUGGACGCCAGAGCCCAGUCUGCCAAACUGUGUGCCAUGGAGCUCGGCCAGGAGCGACAGUAUCACUCUCAAAUCGACAACCUCAUCGAGGAGACGGUGAAGGAGAUGAUUACUUUACUAGUGGCAAAGUUUGUGGUGAUUUUGGAGAGCGUUCUGGCCAAGCUAUCUCGUUACGAUGAGGGCACGCUGUUCUCCUCCUUCCUCUCAUUUACUGUCAAAGCCGCCUCAAAAUACGUGGAUGUACCUAAACCCGGCAUGGAUGUAGCCGACGCCUAUGUGGCGUUCGUCCGCCACUCUCAGGACGUCUUGCGGGAUAAGGUCAAUGAGGAGAUGUACAUAGAAAGAUUAUUUGAUCAAUGGUACACUAGCACGAUGAACCUACUGGGUACCUGGCUAACAGAUCGCAUGGACCUGCAGCUUCACCUGUACCAGCUGAAAAUCCUCAUUCGAAUUGUAAAGAAAAAAUACCGCGACUUCCGUCUGCAAGGCGUCUUAGACUCUACUCUGAACAGCAAAAUGUACGAGACGGUGAAGAACAGGCUGAUGCUGGAGGAGGCCACGGCGUCUGUGAGGGACGGAGGAAUGCAGGGCAUCUCCAUGAAGGACAGCGAUGAAGAAGAUACUUAGGCGCCACGUGGAGCGGCCAUGUUUGGUGUACUCUGCCGAAGCGAUGCAUGUACUCCGUUCGUCAUGCUUCCUUAAUAAUUUUUACUUUCAGGUCAUACGAUUGAUAAUGGGAGCCAAUGUUAAUUACUGAUAUGAGAAAAACAAAAAAAAUCUAUAUUUAAUGUCCGUCAGAAGAUUGUUGUAACAAACGGGGGGGAAAUCGACUUGAAAUUGGUGUUUUACAAGUAAUAAUGUCCAAACUGCGUUCCUAAAUGUUUCGAAGCAAUAUGGCGUACUACUUGUAAGCGAUGUUUUGCGUCAGAUGGUUAGGAAUGUAUGCCCUGUUGUGUCCCUGUUCAAUGCACACGUGUACGGCGCUUCUUAUGUGUACUGUAAAUAUAUGAAUGGUACAUAAUUGUGCAUAGUCUCCUUUGGAGUUUUUUUUUUCAACUGUAUGCCAAAUGAAUUGAUUAUGUUGUAUUUAUCUGGUUUGGGGUGUGUAAAGGUAGUGUUUAUAUUCCAUUUACACAAUAAUUGAAUAGUCAAUCAAUAAUCACAUUAUCUCUGGUACCACAAGCCAUCUGGAACGGCCAUCUUUUUUUUUAAUGAGUUAGUAGAUAUUUUAGAAAUGCAAUAUUAACUACAUUAUGAUAUACUUUGACUAAUACGGACAAUACAUUUAUGUUUUACGUCAUUUUGUGAUUUAUAAAUAUGCUUUUUACAUAUUUUCUCUAUUAGCGAGUAUGUAAUCUAAAGCCUCACUUUUCAUACCAUUCCUGCAAAUGAUUUUUUUUUCUACCUUGCUCUCAGCAUUGUUGCUUUUCAUCAUAUCUGAUGCUGUGUAUUGCCCUUGGUGCAGAAGGUCAUCCAUGUUAUCUAAAAAAAAAUAUAUAUAUAUAUAUAUAUAUAUAUAUAUAUAUAUAUAUAUAUAUAUACACAUAUAAAUAAACAUCCAAAGAGCUCUGAAUUUUGUGGAAUGACAGAUUCAUCCUACGUUUGCCUCAUGUAUGUUCAAAAAGAAAAAAAAACCUAGUAGCUAAAUUAAAAUGUUCAUGCACAGAUUUGGGUCUUAUCAUUUUUUUCUGUUAAAUAUGCCUCGGUAUAUGUUACUUGUUAAAAAGCAAAGAGAAGGAGAUUCACCUUGGAUAGAUGUCAUUGUAUUGUAAAAUGUGUAUUGUAAAAUUGUGAAGUAUGAACGUGCCCAAUGUCUACUCAGCAUCUUCAUCAUCAACUCUUCACUCUUAAAGAAGUCUGAAGUUGGGACAGCGGGAUUAAAUCCGAGCUCGCAAGCGGAUUGGAAGAAUGGCUAAAGAUGAUACGCCCUCCACUCCACUCGCAGAUCACCUCACACAGAUUAAAAUCAUUCUCCUAGCAUUUCAGAAACAAAUCUGUCCAUCCUGAAGAUGAAGGAACAAAGGGGUGGUGGGAUUAGACUGAGCAAUGCCCUAUAAACCCAAGGAGGAUGGGAUGACUUAAUUAUUUCAUACAGAGGUCAAAAACCAAAUCCUUCCUGUAAGGGCAGAGAGCUAGAAAAACAAAAAUAACAAAAAUCUGUUGUACAAAUACAGAGCACAAGAACAAUAUCUCAACAAUGUCUAAAUACUUAGGUGUCAAUCAGACUGACCCAAAGAAGCUUAAAAAGGUGCCAUUUGUGUUUCAUAUAAAUAAAUUGCAACAUUAAUAAAACCUAAUAAAAUCUACAGCCCCACUAUAACUACACUUUACUUUGAAGUAUAAUCAUGAAAUUCUUCACAAAUCGUAUUAAUUUUCCAUUAAAGUGUGAAUCUGAUGCAUGCGCUUUCACAAAUUGUCCAUUUUAGGAUAUGAAAAAUGUACAUUUUUGUUCAUUCACUCAACCCUGUUACCUUCACACCUAUGAAAUAUUUGGAAUAUUCCAUCAGUCACAAGUAGCAUGUUCAACAGGAUGUCACUUCAUCUGAAUUUCCUGAAGAUCAUGAGAAGAAGAAAAGUUCUACUUAUUUUUUCUUACUUCUUUCUUUAAACAUUCUCCUUAUUGUUUCUUUUUCUUUACAUUUUGAUACUGACUGAUGUGAUCACUUUGAAUGUACAACCUUCUUACUCAAACUAUCAUUA